Molecule: messenger RNA, 1500 nt
Organism: Solanum verrucosum
Lineage: Eukaryota; Viridiplantae; Streptophyta; Magnoliopsida; Solanales; Solanaceae
Product: WD40 repeat-containing protein HOS15-like
Exons: 13
Coding region: 1-1500 (499 amino acids)
Biological process (GO): regulation of transcription by RNA polymerase II
Cellular component (GO): histone deacetylase complex
Molecular function (GO): transcription corepressor activity; protein binding
Source: RefSeq, a predicted model, not a curated record
AUGGCCUCUUUAACCUCUGAGACUCUCAAUUUCAUUGUUUUCCGCUACCUCAGUGAAUCAGGAUUCACACAUUCAGCAUUUACUUUUGGAUACGAGGCAGGGCUCAAUAGGAGCACAAUGGAUGGACAUCUAGUUCCUCCUGGUGCUCUUAUUCAAUUUGUGCAAAAGGGUAUUCAGUAUCUUGAACUGGAAACCAAUUUGAGUAAUGAUGAUACUGAUAUGGAUGAAGACUUCAAGCUUCUAGAGCCUUUGGAUCUCAUUACAAAGGAUGUAGAUGAGCUGCGGAAAAUAAUAAAAGAGAAAAAGGAGAAGGUUCAGAAAGAUAAACCUAGGAGGAAGGAUAAGGCGAAUGCUGACCACAAACGAGAACCUAUAAGAGAAAGGGAGAUGGAGAAACAACAGAAAGAAAAAGAGCGUGAACAGGACAAAGAAAGGAGUGAUGUAAUGGUUUUGGAAGGACAUACAUCUGAGGUUUUUGUCUGUGCUUGGAGUCCAGAAGGGUCACUGCUUGCAUCUGGGUCUGGAGACGCUACUGCUAGAAUUUGGACUAUUGGAGAUGGUCCAUGUAAUUCUACUAUCCCAAAUGUUUUGGUUUUGAACCAUUUGGAAAGUCAAGCAACUGAGGAAAACAAGGAUGUUACAUCACUUGACUGGAAUAGCAAGGGUACCCUGCUUGCAACUGGUUCUUACGAUGGAGGAGCCAGAAUCUGGAAACGAUCUGGGGAAUUGAUUAGUACUCUUAACAAACAUAAAGAGCCAAUCAUAUCUUUGAAGUGGAACAAGAAAGGUGAUUAUCUCCUUACCGGUAGUAUUGAUAAAACUGCCGUCGUUUGGAAUGUGAAGUCUGGAGAAUCAAAGCAGCAAUUUGAUUUUCAUUCAGGUCCAUUGCUUGAUGUUGCUUGGCGAAACAAUAAUUCUUUCGCGACCAGCUCCGCUGAUAACAUGAUAUAUGUUUGUAAGGUUGGAGAGAACAAACCAGUCAAAACAUUCUCAGGACAUCAGAAUGAAAUCAAUGCUAUCAAGUGGGACCCUUCAGGUUCCUUGCUGGCUUCAUGCUCUGAUGAUACCACAGUUAAGAUAUGGAGCAUGAAACAGGAUGUCUGCUUGCAUGAUUUCAGAGAACAUAGCAAAGAGAUACAUACCAUCAAAUGGAGUCCAACUGGCGCUGGUACAAGCAAUCCGAAUCAACAGUUGUUGCUGGCAAGUGCUUCAUUUGACUCUACCGUGAAGCUAUGGGAUGUUGACCAAGGGCGUCUUCUUCACAGCUUGAACGGUCACAGGGAACCUGUUUACUCUAUUGCAUUUAGUCCGAACGGUGAAUACAUGGCAAGUGGAUCAUUGGACAAAUGCAUGAAUAUAUGGUCGGUGAAGGAGGCCAAGAUUGUAAAAACUUACAAUGGCGAUGGCUGCAUUUUUGAAGUGUGUUGGAACAAGGAAGGCAACAAGGUUGCAGCUUGUUUCGCAAACAAGAAGGUCUGUGUCUAUGAUAUGCGAUUGUAG